CCUUCUCCCACACCGACGCGCACAAGUGCUGGUUGCUCUGGUCUGUCGAUGUGAUCACGCUUUACUCCCCUGGCAAAAGUUGCGAGUAGAUGAGCCAAGCGGAGAGCUCGGCUGCUGGUCGCUCGGCUGGCGCUGGAGGAAGCAGGACCAUCUCAGCGCUCUCGCAAGCAGUGUCACAACUAUCGCGGACGUCACGAAGCGGGCAGGAUGGAGCGGGCUCAAGCUUGGAAAUCGGCGAAGAUGCGGACGUGGAUGCAUACAUUGGUCAGAUGCUCUUGGAAGAUGCCAGAGCUCGAGCAGGGGGGUCAUCAUUCAGAAAUCGCACCUCAAGUUCCGCACCUUCUCAGGCUAGAGCUGCCCCAACCAACAAAGGCUUUCUCGCCAGAGUGAUCAAUCAGGUAGAUGGUCACAACAGAGCCGUUUUGGCCAGACAAGGCCACUCCGGUGACUGGUCCGAAGCAGAACAGAAGCACCUGCGAGACAGCACCACUUCCACCUCUUCGGUGAGGAGGCCGUCUUCCAGAGAAAGAGGGGGCGAAGAACCCCUUCGCUGGGCAGAUGUGCAAAGCGACGGAAGACGCAGAGACAAUCCGCGCAAGGCAGAAGCGGGCAUCUUGGAUGCUAGAGAGCAAGAGUUGAAAGCCAGAUUGACAAGACCGCGAGCGGGCGAUGCCGGGAGCCCCAAGUCGGAAAGGGGCUCGGAAACUCCAUAUGACGCUGUACCUGAGGAAAGCCAAGCUUCAAGUAGACGUCAGAGAUUUGUGCAGCAAGACGACAUCCAUCAUCUACCCGACCUUUCGCGCGAGGACGCAAAAUCUACUCGGUCCAGGCGCGGCUCACAUCACCGAAGCUCGGAUGCACCAAGACACGACGAGGGUGACCGAGCCGCCCGUCUACCGGACGCUGAGCGCGAGCUGUACAGCUCCAAGAUGGAUCGCUACUUCGAGCCGGAUUACGAUGCCGCGCUAGAUGCUGCUCACGUGGGAGAUGCAGGUAUAGAGGAUGGUCAAGAGGGCGAGAUGCUUCGCGAAACGGGUUGGGAAAAGAUGUGGGAGGUCGUCAAGGAGCGAAGAGAGCGAAAGGAGAAGGAGGACCGCGAGCGAAAGGAGCGUAAAGUUAUGAGAGAGCAAAAGAGACGGAGGAGGUCAGAAAGGAAGCAAGACACAGAAUCACCGGUGGAGAAGGACAAGACGACACGCUAUGGUCGCUCCAGACACGGGUCCCAUCGCGGUCACCACAAAGAAGGCUCUGAAAAAUCCGACCGCCAUCUACGUGACAAUGAACACUCGUCGCGCCACGAAGCUGGCGAGAAAUCAAAGUCCAGGCGCCAUCGAGGCGCCUCGCCUGCUUCUGAAUCCUCAUCAGACUCACGAAGAGCUAAGCGAAGCAAAGUGAGAGGGGCGCGACCUGCGUCGCCGAAGAUAAGGGAGUGGGACACGGGCAAGCCGAGUGGGGUCUCUCCACCCCCGGCAAAAGUGAGAGAAUGGGAUAUGGGAAAGAGGAGUCCGUUCUGAGCUCGCGCUGCUCUAUCCGAGAGCGUUGCUUCAGUUGAAUAUUUCCACCCAAUGAUCGCGAAGUCAACAAGAAGCGGUCAGACUUUUCUAGCAUAAUGUACAACAUCAUACAGUCAGAAAAUGCAUCGCCACAUGAAGCGUGCAUCGCGUUAUCGCGACUCAGCGCCGUGCAUAGUAUUUCCUGGGUCACGUCGACGGCCGACAUGGGGAUGGGAAUUAGCAAGAAGAGAGAAGGCGCUAUAUUAGCAAGUCCGAGGUUGUGUGUUCCGAGUGCAG
Molecule: messenger RNA, 1790 nt
Organism: Ceraceosorus guamensis
Lineage: Eukaryota; Fungi; Basidiomycota; Exobasidiomycetes; Ceraceosorales; Ceraceosoraceae
Exons: 1
Coding region: 90-1514 (474 amino acids)
Source: RefSeq, a predicted model, not a curated record